AUUUCCGAGGCUCUUAUUUGACUCGACCUGACAUCUUUUCACCUAACUAAACCUUUGUUUGAAUAAACUACUCAAAUUUCAAAGACCGUUUCCAAUCAAUCAUUCUUCUUGUUCAACUUGACCAUGUCACAAAAACUAUUUUGCAGUGGAAUAGAACUUGCAUCAUUGGUAACAAGUUCUCGUAUCCUUUGUAAAUCAUGGAGUGUUAUAUCAUCUGAAUCUGAAACUGAAUCUGAUCAUGAAGAAGAUAUUGUUUCAAAUGAUGGUGUUGGACUUUCUUGGAAAGUUGAUAGAGAACAUGGUCCAGAUUUGAUGGUUAUAGCAUUUAAGGCUACAUUAGAUUCUGUUCAAGCUGAUUUUGUUUCUUCUUCUGAUCUUAAGGAGGAUAAUUUCCUUGUCUUUGAGUUUUUGUGUUCUACGAGAAUUCCAAUUUUCUCUCUUAACCACACUGCUGUUUCACUCUUUCGCCAAAAUCAUCAAGAACUUGAUAGGUUGAAAUCCCAGAUCGUUAGUUCUAAUCCACGGACUCCGUUGAUUGUUACUGGACAUGGUCUCGGAGGAUCAAUUGCUUCUCUCUUUAUCAUAUCACUAUUUCACAGCAUUGGUUCAGGAAAGAAUCGUCCACUCUGCAUCACCUUUGGCUCACCCCUUGUUGGUGAUAGGAGAUUUGAACAAGCUAUCUCACGUAGUUCUAUUUGGAAUUCUUGCUUCAUACAUGUUGUGUCGCACAAAGACCCUCUUCCAAGGCUCUUCAUUACAAAUCGAACCAGUACCUACAUGCCUUUUGGAAGAUUUAUCAUGUGUUCUGAUGCAACCACUUUUGAAAGCUCAUAUUCUAUCUUGGAAAUUUUCAUGGCAUUGGCCUCAGUCCAUGAUAGAAAUAAAGGACUUGAAUCUGUUGAUUAUGGAAAUAAAGGACUUGAAUCUGUUGAUUAUGGAAAUAUAGUAAAAAAUCUCUAUCUUAAAGCAACAUGCAUAGAUUUUUCCACUCAGGCUGAAAACACGACCGAUCAAGAUUCACUAGCAACUGGUAUUAGUUUGCAGUUGGGGGCACUAGAAUUGACACCACAUAUGCAGCAGCAACAGGAGAACAUUGAUAUCAAUACUCUGGAAACAAAGUUAAAAGAACUAGAAAAAAGUUUCAUCCUGCAGAAGAAGACAUUAUUUGAUCCAUCGAAGAAAUUGAAUAAUAUGAAGGUAAUUAUGGCUCAACUUGAAUGGUACAUAAAGAAAUAUAGGAAUCUAAAAAUAGGGUACUACGACAGCUACAAAAACAUGAACCAACCAGAUGUCUAUGAUGUUGUUCAUUUCCAAAAAACGCUCAGUAGUUACUGGGAAAAGAUGGUUGAAGAAGUUGAGAUGAAGCCUCAAAAAGAAGGUGCAGCUUUUCGUACCCGUUGGCUAUAUGGUGGGACUACUUACAGGAGAAUGGUUGAACCUCUAGCUAUUGCUGAUUACUAUAGAGAUGGUGGUAAAGACUAUGUUAAUGAAAAAAGGUCGAAACACUUCAAACAGUUGGAGUAUUGGUGGAUGGAAGAGUCAAAAAAUGCGACGAGUGAUAUAAACAGUACACGUAAAAAGAAUGUGGAAGCUAUUUUGACUAUAGAUUCUUGCUUUUGGGCACAUGUUGAAGAGGCCCUUCUUUUAUGCCAAGAGUUGAAAGUUGUCAAAGAGAAUGAAGAGGCGCUAAAGAAAUUGUUUGAAUUUGAGGUGUAUGUUUAUGAGUUGCUCAAGGAUUAUGCAGCGUCCCCAGAUAUUUUUCUGUCACAAUGCAGCUAUAUUCGUUGGUGGAAUGAGUAUAAAGAAAUUAAGGGAUCAUCAUACACUUCAGCACUCGCGAACUUCAUGAACGAUGCUUCAAAUUUCAAGCAGUAUGCUGUAGGAGCUUAUGAUUUCCCCUGAAGUGUAUUCACUAUGUAAUAAAGAGUGUGCGUAUCAUAUGUGUUUGUUUUUUUUCCCCUUAAAACAAAAUCUUGUGUAUUUGAGAGGUGUGGCAGCUACGCCUCCAAAUAUUUCUGAUUCUGCAA
Messenger RNA from Trifolium pratense (red clover), 2027 nucleotides. Its product is annotated as senescence-associated carboxylesterase 101-like. NCBI's taxonomy places the organism in Eukaryota, Viridiplantae, Streptophyta, Magnoliopsida, Fabales, Fabaceae. The coding region runs from base 124 to 1902 and encodes 592 amino acids. The transcript is spliced from 4 exons. The record is from RefSeq and is a predicted model, not a curated record. Gene Ontology annotation, biological process: lipid metabolic process; defense response. Gene Ontology annotation, molecular function: carboxylic ester hydrolase activity.